Messenger RNA from Colias croceus (clouded yellow), 5053 nucleotides. It is a transcript of the gene Nup154, whose product is annotated as nuclear pore complex protein Nup154. NCBI's taxonomy places the organism in Eukaryota, Metazoa, Arthropoda, Insecta, Lepidoptera, Pieridae. Gene Ontology annotation, molecular function: structural constituent of nuclear pore. The record is from RefSeq and is a predicted model, not a curated record. Bases 625 to 4677 code for a protein of 1350 amino acids. Gene Ontology annotation, biological process: transcription-dependent tethering of RNA polymerase II gene DNA at nuclear periphery; protein localization to nuclear inner membrane; RNA export from nucleus. The transcript has 25 exons. Gene Ontology annotation, cellular component: nuclear pore; nuclear pore inner ring.
AAUACCUGUAACAAACUAAAGUUACAUCGAUUGAACAUUGUGAAAUUAUGCGCAAUAAAAUAUUAGAAAAACCGUUAUACCGUAGAUACGUACGUACUGCCUCGUACUGCGGUACUGAAUUCUAGAACUACCUACUUUCAAAGAUUCCCGCACUUUUUUAUCGGUAGUAUCAUGAAUCAUCAACAUUAGUUGUAACCAGCUUCUUGCUUGUUAAAAGUAAAAUUAGAUAAAUAUGGUAAUUAAAACACAAUUAGGUAAAAAACACAAUUAAUUAAAUAAAUCACAAUAAUAAGCAUUGAUAUUGUUCACUGACGAGUAUAUAAAUUGGUAUUUAUACUAUGAUGAUGUCUAUGGCCUAUGAUUUAUGUUUUUAUUAUCUGUUCAUGAUAGUGACAACCAAGUGACAACUGACAUUUACGAUUCAACUUUUUAAAUGUGUACAAACCGUUAUUGAAUGGAUUUAGAGUUAAAUGAAUUAAAUAAAUACUACUAGUUUAUUAUUGUCUCAAUAGUGUUAUGAAUUAAAUUUGUUAUAUGCGUAAAUCACUCAUAUGCUAUUUAUAAAUUAAUAAUCUCGCCUUGUUACCUACUCUUGAAACCUUAGUGAUUGAACCUCACAAAAAGAUGCCGAGUGUUAGUAACAGUGGUGACGCGCCUAGACAACUUGAAAACUGUAAAAUGCAACUGGAGUGCUUGGAAUUAGCGGGAUGUACUCUAGACCGGUACAUUACUUGUGAUAAUUCCCGCCCUUCAUUUCUAGAGAUAACAGGCAUAGCAGUACAAGGCAUUCCAACAUGUAGUGGCCUAAAUGCUGGAGACUACAGAAACCUGGCAGCCCUACUAAAUCAUGCUUCUUUGUCGCAGUUAAAAAUAUUAAAUAAAGUUCCAUUGCCACCAGAAAUAAUGGAACAUUUUGCUCAUAUGCAGUGCCACUGUUUGAUGGGGGUGUUUCCAGAAAUAAGCAGAGUUUGGUUAGCAAUUGAUAGUAACAUUUAUGUAUGGGCAUUUGAACAUGGCAGCGAUGUAGCAUACUUUGAUGGCCUAGGAGAAACUAUUGUCAGUGUGGGCUUGGUUAAACCGAAGGCAGGAGUUUUUCAGAGUUUUGUUAAGUACUUACUGGUCUUGACAACUACAGUAGAAAUAGUAGUAUUAGGUGUAACUUUUUCAAGUGGCAAGCAGAGUGGAUCAACUGAAUUUGAAGAGAUACAUUUGGUGCCGGAACCUGUUUUUGUUUUGCCUACUGAUGGUGUUUCAAUGCUGUGUGUGAAAUCAACAUCCAAGGGCAGAAUAUUCAUGGGUGGAAAGGAUGGAUGUCUUUAUGAAAUAACUUAUCAGGCUCAAUUAGGCUGGUUUGGUAAACAUUGUAAGAAAAUCAACCAUUCUACAAGCGCGCUAUCAUUCUUGGUGCCUUCAUUUCUUAAUGCAGCCUUGUACGAUGAAGACCCCAUCGUUAAGAUUGAAGUAGACAACUCACGGAAUAUAUUAUACACGCUUAGUGAAAAGGGUUGCAUUGAAGUGUUUGAUUUAGGAGAGGAUGGUGAAGGUUUAACUAAAGUCACUAGAUUAGGUCAAAAUAGAAUUGUAUCUUCUGCACUAGAAAUUGUAAAGACUGUAGAAACAAAUAAUUUCAAACCGGUAAUUGCCAUAUCAGCUGUAGAAGAGUCUGAAUCGGAACAUUUGAAUGUUGUUGCUAUCACACAGACUGGAGCAAGAUUAUACUUUAGUACAGGCUGUAGAGACCCCAAUCAAGGAGGGCCUGCUAGACCACAAGACCUCAUUUUACUUCAUGUCAGACUACCACCAGGAUUUACACCGAAUGCUUCCGUUCUUAAACCAAAACAAGUCCACAAUGCUGUGUAUGAUAAUGGUACCCUCGUAAUGGUGUGCUCGACGGGUGGCGGUGACGCAGAAACACUCUGGUGUAUGUCGCGAGCGCUCGGAGGCGCUGCGUUUAGCGAAGCGCAUUCUUUGUUACCUCUAGACGGGCCCGUGUGGGCGUUAACCGCCUUACCGACGAUACACGACUCGCACUUGUCGCCCGCUCUGUUGGCUAGAAAAGAUCCAUGGUCGGGUUCUCGUUGGGCGGUUGUCAGCGCAUGGGGCGCUGCACUUAUAAGCGCCGGCGCACCACCAGACUUACUUAGGGCUUUGCUUCGUGAUUAUCGCGGACCUGAUGCGCAACCGGUCAAGGAUUUAUUCCAGUUGCAAGGUUUCGACCAAGCGUGCGCGUGCGCAUUAUACUUAGCGUGCGAAGAGGCGACCAGCGGCGAUUUGUCUAUUAGCGAAUGGGCGUCUAGAGCCUUCUUCAUUUAUGGCUCUCAACCCGUGCCAGCACCUCUACAACCGCACCAGAUGUCUCACGCACCUUCUAAUAUAGGUUCUCCAAAAUUCUCUCCGCGCCAAGUUUCAACGCCUAUGUCGAUACGCCCUCAAGAUCAAAUGCGACAAAUGCAAAUGAACCAAUCGUACCAACAGAUGCAAAUGAAUCAGUCAAUAGGCAAUCAAUCCAUAGCACCACAAUCUCCAUACCAACAAAAUAUAAAUAGAACUCCAUUCAACCAAUCCUCAUUUGUUGGUAAUGUCACUCAACCAAAUAGAGAAAAUUUCCAAUUACAAGUAGAGUAUAGUUCGAAACACAAUGGACUCUAUAUCUAUGUGGGAAGGAUACUUUUACCAAUCUGGAAUUUGAAAUGUGUUACGAAGUCACUAACGCCAGAUAAAAAGGAGUUUAUGUCAAGCAAAGUCACAGGAGAAGAUUGUGCAUUCAUAGUAAAGAAAUUACAACGUGUCGCGGCGUUCAUACAACGCGUCGUUGCUCCACCACACUCUGAUGAACAAGCUUCUAUUCAUGCACUAAAAAUAUUUAUUACAAUGGCCAUAGAAAUGCUCAGUUUAUGGAAAGUCCUGUGCGAGCAUCAAUUCCACGUUAUAGCAGCCAGUCUUCCGCCAGAACAACAAAGUGCAUUACAAGCUGCAAGUUUUCGAGAGUUAUUGGUCGGUGGGCAAGAAGUGGCGUGUUUGUUAUUGGGAUCUCUAGUCGCAGGAUAUUUGCGUGACAAUGCGUCGGUCGACGGUAUCUCACAGAAAUUGAGGCAAUUGUGUCCUACGCUGUAUAGACAAGAGGACGCUACAUGCUCUAAAGCAAAUGAAUUAUUAAUGUUUGCCAAACAACAAAAGAAUUCCGCCGAACGGGAAGAAAUGCUUCAGCAGGCUCUGAAACUUUGUAAGGAUGUAGCUCCAAAUGUGAAUCUACCUCUAGUUUGUUCAAAAUUACUCUCAGCCGGGUUUUAUUCUGGUAUUGUGGAAUUGUGCGUCACCUGCGCGUCUAGAAUAGACCCUCAAGACAGAGCACUAUAUUAUUACAAGAGUGACCAGCCGUCACAGGACCGAGAGGGUCAUUUGCUUUAUUACAAGAGAAUGGAAAUAUACCGCGAAGUGUGUACUGCGUUAGAGCGUUUGUACGAGCGUAGUGCGGAAGGUAGCGCCGAGUCGUCACCACCGCGUGUGCGUACGCAAACUACUGAUGCGUUACUUACUUUGUCACCAGCUGAUGCUAAUUAUCAGGGUCGAAAACUAGUCGCGGAAUGUUUGUCAAGAGAAGAUGAACUUCUACAUGUUGCAACUUAUGAGUGGCUUAUAUCAAAGAACUUAGGAUCAGAAUUAGUAUCAGUAAGCGGUGUGGCGCCCGCAUCGUUGCGCACGUACUUAUCAGCGGCGGCGCGACAAGCGUCUGGUCGCACGGCGCUGUUACUGCUUGACCUCUUGUGGAAGGUUCUCGAACGCGCUGGGGAUCAUUUGGCCGCGGCUGAAGUGCUCGAGGGACUUGCUACUCGACCGGGCACGGGUGCAACGCUAUCGCAGCGCAUGUCGUGGCUAUCCGCGGGCGUGGUGUGCGUGCGCGGCGCGGGCGGGGCGGGCGGUGCGGGCGAGCUCGUGCGCCGCCUGGAGGAGGCUGCGGAGGUGGCGCGCGUGCAGGCGGCCGUGCGGGCUGCAGCUGCGGCUGCUUCCCCGCCGCCGCCUGCUGCGCUGCUACAGCGGCUGGACGAUGAGCUUAUGGAUAUCACGCAGUUGUAUGAAGAGUAUGCAGACCGUUUCAAUCUAUGGGAAUGCAAGCUCGCAAUUGUCCAAUGUUCAGGACACAAUGACGCUCUGCUGGUGGAAAACAUUUGGAGUAACAUUCUCGCUGAAGCGGAAUCAGCCGCUCGUUCAUUGCAUUCCCCUGAUGAAAAACUUGCCUCAGUUCUUAGUAAAUUAACCACAUUAGGAAGAGAAUAUGUAAAUUCCGGACACUGUUUCCCAUUAUAUUUCAUUGUUCGUCAAUUAGAAAUAUUGAGCUGCAAAAUUCAAGCUGAAAAGAGUAUGGUUUUCAAAGCCGUAUUGAAUAUUGGUGUAUCUUUGGAACAAGUUUUAGACAUCUAUGUGAAGCUAGUGAGCGUGAACGAGCGAGUGUGGCUCGGUUGUGGCGAUGAAUGCCACGUGUGCGGUGUAGCGGUGCUCCUGCUGCAGGCGGCGCGCGCCGACGUGCCGCAGCUGCCGCCCGCGCCGCGCCGCAAGGCGCUCGCCCGCUGCAAGGACCUGCACGAGGCGGCGCUCUCCGCGCUGCAGAGUCGACCCAACACACAAAUACUUAUAGAUAAACUUACCGUGGCGCAGGCGCAUCUAGAUAGAAUGGACUAAUGUAGCAUUAUAAUUUUAGUAAUUUUUAUUUUUAUUUAUGUUAGUUUUUUUUUUUGGUGAAAAAAAAAACAUCGAUCAUUGGUAAUGUUAAAAUAUAAUUAAAUUAGAAAUCCGUAUAAUAUUCCUUAAAAAAUACACUUUUAUAUCUUUUUAAAUAAUAAAUAUACAAUUAUGUUUCAGUUUAUUAUUAAUCGGCAGUGACUGUAAAACUAAAAUUUUACUUUAAAAUUACUAAUUAUAUACAUUUGAUAAUAAUAUAUUUCUUAUAUAUCCUGUUUAAGCUGCAAAAUGCAUGUAUGCAUGUAAGAAUAACAGUGAAUGUAAUUCGGAAGGAACACUGAUUUCUAUUUUUGUAAAUAAAUUAAAUUUAAACAUU